Coturnix japonica (Japanese quail) is the source of this 2538-nucleotide messenger RNA. It is a transcript of the gene FSHB, whose product is annotated as follicle stimulating hormone subunit beta. The record is from RefSeq and is a predicted model, not a curated record. Gene Ontology annotation, molecular function: follicle-stimulating hormone activity. Lineage: Eukaryota; Metazoa; Chordata; Aves; Galliformes; Phasianidae. Gene Ontology annotation, biological process: follicle-stimulating hormone signaling pathway. Gene Ontology annotation, cellular component: extracellular region; cytoplasm.
ACAGGAUGAAGACACUUAACUGUUAUGUGCUGUUAUUCUGCUGGAAAGCAAUCUGUUGCUAUAGCUGUGAACUCACCAACAUUACUAUAGCAGUGGAAAGAGAAGAAUGUGAAAUGUGCAUUACGGUGAAUGCCACGUGGUGCUCAGGAUACUGCUUCACAAGGGAUCCAGUAUACAAAUAUCCACCGGUCUCAUCUGUUCAGCAAAUAUGUACCUUCAAGGAGGUUGUGUAUGAAACAGUGAAGAUCCCUGGCUGCGGUGACCAUCCUGAAUCUUUUUACUCAUACCCAGUAGCUACCGGGUGCCACUGUGAGACCUGUGACACUGAUAGCACUGACUGCACCGUGAGGGGACUGGGGCCAUCCUACUGCUCCUUCAGUCACAAUGGAAGCAAUCAAUGAAGGGUACUUGAUGCAGCAGCUUGGCUUUGAAUUUUCACUUCUAAGCAGAUAAGGGUAUUGAACAGGCUGAAUAGACAAGGCUACUGAGAAACUGCCAAGCUUGAAACAAAAAUUUUUAAGGCCAAAAUGGAGAGCUACUGACUAAACUUCUCUUCAGGCCUUCUCUAUUUUUUCUGUUAUUUUCCUGAAAGUCAUUUUCAUGGGUGCACGGAAUGCAGAUUCUGCCUUUCUCCCUCUCCUUUAUUCCAUCUUCAUUCUCUAGGUUUCUUUAUUUCCACAGCUUAGUUCACUUAACUUAUUCCAUACUAUUCUAUGCUUUUAAAACAUUCCUGACUUUAUUAUGCCCUCAUUUCCAUCUCUCAUCAGAACUCACUUAUUUUAAAAAGCCUUGCAGCACCGGUUUUAAUUACACGCAACAUCCAUGCCCUUACUGUCUAAAUUCUAGUUAGACUCUCUUAGCUGAGACUCUGACUUUUUCAGCAAAAUAUUGCAUGCAGUCAUUACGCUCUGUAAACAGUAGCAGCAUGUUUAUUUAAGAGCCAUGUUUGAACCUAUGUUCGAAUGUUGAAAGUUACCAAACUCUUCUGCUUUCUUAUUAAGGCUUGUUAGCUCUGGCUCAGUGCCACAAUAACAAAUGGCAUGAAGUCUAUCCAGUUCAUGCUUGGCUAACUCACUGCUUGAAAUGCUGAGCUGUCAACCUCAAAAAAUUGUGAAAUAUUGCCACAAAUCUGAAACACUGGAUUUCCUCUCAUUAUGCAACAGAACAUAAGAAUAAGAAUUAUUUUAAUAGAGAAGAAGACUCACAAAUGAUUUAGGGAUAAAUCUAGAGAAACCUGACCCUGGCAGGGCAAAUCUGGAGUCAGAACAUACCUUGCAAGUAGUCUGCAGUAGUGCCUCUGAGAAUAGAAGUUUAUACAGCUCUGCAGCAACCUAAUUCUGCAGUGAGCAAAAUGAAUGGGACAGAAUGGGACUGAAUCAGAAUGGAAAAUUAUCUCUGGUCUGAAAACUACAUAAUGAAAUCUACCGACACAAUCGUCAACACAAAUACACAAUGGAGAGCACCUGGCUCAGCAGCAGUUUUGCACAGAAGACUUGGAGGUUAUACAAGCAGGGAAUCAGUCCACAGUACCAUACUACUAUGGAAAACCUGAAUUGUAUAGGGUAGAGCCAACAAGAUACAACCUACUUCCACUAUUAUGUUCAACCUUCUGAGGGUCUCAACCAAGUUUUGGACACUGAACUUCAAGGCACUGAGCAACUGGAGAAAGAUCACAGAACAGAAAUAACAAUGGAGGCCUAAAUAACACAUCUUAGUAGAAAAAGUGUUGGGUUUUUUGUCUUGUUUUUUUCAGGUGUAGCUGCUUUUCUUAGGGGGUGGAAAGAUCUGAGGGAAGAAAAAAGUGAAACCUUUUACAUGCUUGAAUUCUACUACAAAAAGAAGGUCUGUUUGUCAUGCUUAUAGUGAACAGAACAAUGAACAUUAGGUCAUUAGCAGACCUUACAGAAGGAAAAGUCAGCCACUGAAAUAAAUUGUUGAGGAGGUGGGGGAAGGAAAGAAGACAGAGGGGUAUCUGUGCAGUAGUGACAGAAAGAACAAGAACUCCAAGACCAUGCUGGCCUGUUGGGAAUGACAGCAGCAACGAUAACCUGCUAUGAUGCAGGGACUGUGGAAGUUCACCUCUUGAGGUACUUCCCAAUACUAUUUUAGUAUUACUUGACCAGCUGUCAUGACUGCUUUUGAGAUCCUUACAGAGAUGUUUAUUUGUCUGUUACUCUGGAUCACUCUUUGUAUGGAUAUUUUAAUUUAUUUCAUUUGUAACUUUUUUUUUUUUACUGUAAAAUACUAGUGUUCUUAAUUGUAUUUAUAAGAUGUAUCAUUGUGGACAUUGACUUUGGUCUAGUGAAAUUUUAAAAGUGGUAAAGCUACAGGUAAAUGAAAUUGCCUGUCAUUUCAAUUUUAAACAAGAGUUGGCUUUCAUUUAAAUCCAACUAUGUUGUCCACAUUGGGAAUUAUUCAAUUCUAGAUGAGGGAAUUCUGAAUAAAAAUUGUGAAAUAGAGUGGCUUACAGCAAAAAGUAGGAAAAGUGUGUGUUUUCAAAAUACAACUGUAAGCAUCUGUACUAUCUGUUGUAUAUUU